Molecule: messenger RNA, 1372 nt
Organism: Coregonus sp. 'balchen'
Lineage: Eukaryota; Metazoa; Chordata; Actinopteri; Salmoniformes; Salmonidae
Source: the annotation of a GenBank genome assembly
GCGGCCAUGAUGGCUGAGGAGCUGAAGAAGGAGCAGGACACCAGCUCUCACCUGGAGAGGAUGAAGAAGAACCUGGAGGUCACAGUCAAGGACCUGCAGCACCGCCUGGAUGAGGCUGAGAAUCUGGCCAUGAAGGGAGGCAAGAAGCAGCUCCAGAAACUGGAGUCCAGGGUGAGUUAACAGCAGGGUGGAUUGAAAGACAGACUGCUGGAAAUGCAUGUGAUCAUAUAAAAAUACACAGGAGACUGGUUUAAUGACUUUUUCUCUCAAUAACCCACCUACAUAAGGAAAAGUAGUUGUUUUCAUUAUAGACCCUCUAAUUAAAAUUGUAAAAGUAUAUAGGAAGAGACAACAAUUGUGCCUCCUUGACUAGCAGAAGAAUAUACUUCUGUUUUUACAAAGAUUUGUUACGUCUGAUUUCACCACCUCACAUAAAUGCCUACCUUUAUUUCUUCCACAAAGGUGCGCGAGCUCGAGACUGAGGUGGAGGCCGAGCAGAGAAGAGGUGUAGACGCAGUCAAGGGAGUCCGCAAGUAUGAGCGCAGAGUCAAGGAGCUCACUUACCAGGUAAGAAAAUGUGCCUUCUUCACACACUAAAGCACACUGGUUUGUGUAUUAAACUAUGGGGUAUUGAUUCUUUGAUCUUCUCCCACAGACUGAGGAGGAUAAGAAGAACGUUGGCAGACUUCAGGACCUGGUAGAUAAGCUGCAGUUGAAAGUGAAGGCCUACAAGAGGCAGGCUGAGGAAGCGGUGAGUCACAGACUUAGUCAAAUACUCUGAAAGCUUACGUUCCCUAGUAGACAUUACAAAACAUCAUGUCCAGACAGUUUAGUUGAAGUGUUGCUACUGCACAUCAGUCAACAAUGACUCAGUUGAUAGUGCAAGUAAUUGCUGAAGAAAUGUAUGCACAGUGACUCCUCUGCCUAUGUGUUACCAAUUUAAAAGAGAGGGGGUUGAAUAUUAUUUAGCUUAGUGCCGGGGGCUGGUCUAGUGGUAGUGCUGCCGCCCCUAUAUUACAUAUGUCCCUGGAGGCAGCAGUUUGAUCCCCUGUUCCACCACUGACUUUCUCUGCUAUAUCAUCUAUCUCCCUAUAUACAUUGCUAUCCUAAAUAUGUCAAUAACAUUUUUCGUAAUAUCUUUUAAAAAAUUACAUGAAUUUGCUAUCUGAAGCUUCAAACUUUGAAUACUGAUGUUAUGCUCUCCUCUGUUUAUCUCACCCAGGAGGAAGCAGCCAAUAGCCAUAUGUCUAAGUUCAGGAAGGUUCAGCAUGAGCUGGAGGAGGCUGAGGAGCGUGCUGACAUCGCUGAGACUCAGGUCAACAAGCUCAGAGCCAAGACCCGCGACACUGGAAAGGUACAGAACUGCUGCUAA